Papilio polytes (common Mormon) is the source of this 2409-nucleotide messenger RNA. RefSeq names its product transient receptor potential channel pyrexia (gene wtrw). The transcript has 2 exons. Gene Ontology annotation, cellular component: membrane. The record is from RefSeq and is a predicted model, not a curated record. NCBI's taxonomy places the organism in Eukaryota, Metazoa, Arthropoda, Insecta, Lepidoptera, Papilionidae. Gene Ontology annotation, molecular function: monoatomic ion channel activity; protein binding. Bases 1 to 2046 code for a protein of 681 amino acids. Gene Ontology annotation, biological process: transmembrane transport; monoatomic ion transport.
AUGUCUUUAAUUAAUCAGUCAAUGUGUGGUGUUGUAACACAGGCUGAUGUGGUCGCAGCUCUGUGUAAACAAAUAGAGUCGACGGCGUUACAUUUGGCGGCUGACGGCGGGUUCGCAGAUUGCGUCGACUUGCUUCUUUCCAAAGGUGCCGACGCGAGUUUGAAAAAUCACCGCGGCUUCACGGCUUUACAUUUGGCCGCCCGAUCAGCAAGCCUGGAGUGUGUCGAAUCGUUGUUGCGAAAAGGUAACGCCGAACCUAAUGCUAUGGACUUCGACAUGAGAUCACCGCUCCAUGCCGCCAUAGGCAAGUCCGACAGUGCCUGUGACAUUAUUGAAACAUUGAUCAGUUGGGGGGCGAAUGUCAACCAGAAAGAUGAGUACGGUUUCACGCCUCUCCAUUUGGCCGCUCUGGAUGGCCUUUCUGCGUGUGUCGAGACUUUAAUUUACCACGGCGCCGACGUCACGACGAGAUCGAAGAAGGGAAAUUCUGCUCUCAAUGUUAUUGCCCGCAAGACCCCGGCCUCUCUCGCUAUGGUGACGAGGAAACUAGAUUGCGCUAUCACGCUGCAUCAUUCACAGACAAGCAACAGAGAAGUAGAGUUAGAACUCGACUUUCGCAGCAUACUCCAGCACUGCUAUCCGCGAGAAAUAAGCUACCUUAACACUUUUGUAGAUGAAGGACAGAAGGAGGUGCUGCUCCACCCAUUGUGCUCGGCAUUCCUAUAUAUAAAAUGGGAGAAAAUUCGCAAGUACUACGUGGCGCGGCUGUUCUUGAGUUUCAUAUUUGUCUUGUGUCUCACUUUAUACGUCUUGACCGCGUUGGCUCACAACUGCUACAACGGCAGCAAGGAUAUGGAAGAGACUAUUCAAGAACAAGAAUUGUGUCAAAAACAAUCGAUUCUAGGGGACCUGUUGAGGAAAAACCCGUUCGUUAUCGAAAUGCAAUGGUGGGUGUUAGCAGGGAUCACCAUUUUCGAGAUAUUCAGAAAGGUUUACGGUAUAGCUGGCUACUCCACCGUCAAACAAUACCUAAUGCAGUCCGAAAACAUAAUAGAAUGGUUCGUCAUCGUGAGCGUAUUUCUCAUUUCAUACAUUUACACAAAUAUAACUUACACAUGGCAAAACCACGUUGGUGCGUUUGCAGUUCUUGCCGGAUGGACCAACCUGAUGAUGAUGAUCGGCCAACUGCCAGUGUUCGGUACUUACGUGGCGAUGUACCAAAAAGUCCAAAAGGAAUUCGCAAAACUUCUCAUGGCCUACUCUUGUAUAUUGAUCGGCUUUACAAUCAGUUUUUGCGUCAUAUUUCCGGAUUCCUCAUCAUUUGCUAAUCCAUUUAUGGGCUUCAUUACCGUUUUAACUAUGAUGAUUGGAGAGUUAAACUUGGACUUACUGCUUAACGAACCCGACGGUAAUGAUCCACCGGUAUUAUUAGAAUUUUCGGCUCAAAUCACAUACGUGUUGUUCCUCAUGUUCGUGACAGUCGUUCUGAUGAAUCUGCUCGUCGGUAUAGCUGUCCACGAUAUCCAAGGAUUGAGAAAAACCGCCGGAUUGUCCAAACUCGUGCGCCAAACCAAACUAAUAUCGUACAUGGAGUUGGCAUUAUUCAACGGAUAUUUACCUAAAUGUCUUCUAAAAAUUUUACAUUCAUCAGCAUUAGUUUCCCCACAAGCUUACAGAGUAGUUUUGAGUGUAAAACCUCUGAAUCCCAGCGAGAAAAGAUUGCCUAGAGACAUAAUGAUGGCCGCUUACGACAUUGCAAAGAUGAGGAAGCAGUACGGUCACACAAUAUCUUCGAAUGGAUCUACUACAGGGACGUAUUCUUGCUUCAAAAAGUAUGAGAAUAAUAACGACUCGGGUUACAGGGAGUACGGAUAUUCUGGCUUAGGAAGCCUGCAGGCGAGGCUGGACGAGACUUCGGAGAACGUUCGACAGCUGACGCAGGAGGUAAGGGAGCUGAAGAAGUUGAUCAGCGCACAGCAGCUGGUUAUUCAGCAAGCGCUGGCGGGCACAGUGCGGGACGGCGGGGGACGGCCGCUGAUCACGUAAUGCUCGGGACCGUUUAGUUUCAAUGCCAGCAGCGAGUGAGUCAAUAAACUAUCGCGACGGUGGCGGCGGCCAAACGCUGUAAUAAUCUCUCGUUACGUGCUACCGAGGGCGGAUUAGAACUUAAAAUAUUUUGAAGUGUUGUCUAUUUUCUUUUUAAUAUUGUAUAUAAAAUUAGGGAUUCGUGUUAGAAGUUAGAUUUAUUUCAUUAAAAUCAUAUACUUACAUUUGGUAUAUCAUCUGGUGAUAAAAUUACAACCAAACCGUUUCAAAGAUAGUUGCCUUCGUGGUGUGACUGUGAUUGUAAUUGAUAGUUGAGCACAUUUGUGAUAUAAAUUAUCAUGACAUUAAAAUCUUUUCUAGUAA